GCAGCGUACGAGCGGCUUUGCGUCACACGGUGAGUGGACACGCCCACAAGUUCUGUGUCGCUGUGGUUUGUGUUGCGGAUUUCGGGAGCAAGAUGGCUGACGUGUCGCUGGAUGAAUUGAUCAGGAAGCGAGGUUCGGGCUCGGGGAUGUACAGCCGAAUUAACAGUCGUGCAGGUACAGGAAAUAAUAUGAGGUCCCGGUUACAGCUUCCUGUCUCCAGUCGUCCAGUUGCUACCAGCUUCCAAAGGACUUUUGAUGCCCGUCAGAAGAUUGGGGUGACAGAUGCCCGAAUGAAGUUGGGUGUGAAGGAUGCACGGGAGAAGCUGGUAGCCAAAGAUGCUCGAUUCCGCAUCACAGGCAAAGUGCAGGAUGCACGGGAGAUGCUGAAUUCAAGGAAACAGCACGGCUCUGUGGGAGAAAACCCAGCCAAAGUGAUGGAUGCUCGUGAGAAGCUCAGUCUAAAGAGGAGUGCCCCUUCAGUGGCUGUCAGUCCAACAUUGACAUCUGGAUCUUCAACCAUAAACCUUACAAAGACCAUACAGAUUCCACAGCAAAGGGGCAGUAACUCAAACCUAGCACAGUCUAUGAAAGGAAUGCGAAUAAAUGUAGUAAAUAACAAGCCAACAAAACAGGAACACAUAUCUCUAUCCCGCCAGCUUCCAUCACGGCUUGAGGAGGAAGAUGAAGAAGAUGACGAGUUGGAGCUCUCCUCUAUCCCAGCUAAGCAGAUGAAAAUUACAGCCACAAACACAUUGCAGAAACGGGCUCUACCUUUCACAAAGGUUGUCCAGAAUGACACCUACACUGCACCUGCUGUCACACAGGCUGCUUCAACUGCAGCCCCCUUACUUCGCACAAAGACUUUGACCAACAUGUCACGGACACUUGUAACUAAGGAAGAUAACACUCCACUACAGGUGGCAUCUAAAGAGCCGGUCUUCAGCCCUCUAGAAGGUACUAAAAUGACAGUUAACAAUUUGCACCCUCGUGUCACAGAAGAAGAUAUUGUGGAGUUGUUCUGUGUAUGUGGAGCCUUAAAGCGAGCCAGACUGCUAAGUCCUGGUGCGGCAGAAGUUGUUUUUGUGAGGAAGGACGACGCAGUUGGUGCUUAUAAAAAGUACAACAACAGAUACCUGGAUGGGCAACCCAUGAAGUGUAAUCUUCAUCUGAAUGGCAGUGUCAUAACAUCAGACCAACCUAUCUUACUGCGACUCAGCGACACACCAUCUGCAACAAAAAAAGAAGGGGAGACUCGAAGAUCAAACACAUUAUCUUCAUCCAGUGCAUCCAACCCACCUGCUGAAGUGGACCCUGACACCAUCCUCAAAGCCUUGUUUAAAUCUUCGGGCUCUUCGGCAGUUGUUCAGCCAACUGCGUUUAAGAUCAAACUCUGAUGCGGCCAGUAUGAACUAAAGUGGAGGAGUUCUGGAGUGAAUCACAAAGAUGACUCUCAGAGUGACCAAUGUUAUGAUUCACCUAGAGAGACUAGACUUUUGUUUCAGAGAAAAUUUGUUAGAACCGCUCAUCAGUGGAUUAGUUCUUGUUGGCCAAGAGUGAGGGAUAAUUGGACUUUUGGCUGUAUAACUGAACACCCUACCCUUUGCGACUGUAGCAUUACAGUUUCACUUUUCUUUAUGUUAAGAUGUUCCUGCAGCGCACAUGCUGGUUCCUCUCCCAGGAUCAAGUACAUGUACAUACAGUUUCCUGCCAUGCUGUUUAAUGUUCUGUUUCCAAUAUCAUUGUUUAUACUUACUUUUUUUGUGUUUUAUUUUUUUGCUCUGGAAUAAAUAACGGUCAUUAAAUGUGCAGCCCCCAAAAACACUAGUCAUCUUUGAUGACUAAAAGAAUCCUGCACCUUAACAGAUGCUCACAUUAUUGAUUAAUUUGUAGGGAUGCACCAAAUCCACUAUUUUGGGAUUUGGCUGAAUGCUGUACUGAAUCCGAAUUCUAAUUUGCAUGUGCAAACUAAGGCAGGGAAGCUUAAAAAAAAAAACUGGGCGUGCAGUAUGCGGAAAAAAACCUUCCAAUUUCCGCAUUUAUUUGGUGAAAAGACGCAUCAUUUUAAGGAUUCUGUCCAGCCAGGACAAUGGAUUCAGCCGAAUCCUGCUGAAAAAGCCUGAAUCCCAAAGCAAAUUCUGGAUUCGGUGCAUCCCUAUUGAUUUGCCACUGUUCAUUUUCUGACGUGACAUCCAGAUGAGUAGAAAAAGAAUGUCCUUGAAUUUGACAUCCAUGUUCUUUAGAUACAUUAGGUUAAUUAUUAGUCAUAAUUGGAUGUGGAAUCUCUGAAAUAUUAUCCAGCUGAAAAGUUUUGAACCUAUUUACACGUGGUUAUAAUAGCAAUAUUUGGUGAAUAUAAAAUCAGUACAGACUUCCAAAUCAACAUUAAUGUAAACUAACAGGCUUUAUUUUUCAUAGUAAACCAUAGAUUUGUUUUAGAUAUAUCUGGCUACUGGCAUUUUUGUUCCACUGCCUUGCUAUUCAGGGUUGGAUUAUAAUGGCAUAGCCAGUGCAGUUGCUUAAAAACAGUUUCACAUGCAUGCAGCUUAAGUGCAGCACGCAGCUAUUGUAAAAAAAAAAAAAAAAGAAAUACCAUUUUCAUUAUGUAAAAACUGCAAUGAAAUGUCUUUUGGGUGCAAAUUUAAUCAGACCGUCUUUACCCACAUUUACUUUCAAGGACAUUGAGAAAUUGGCUCUCUGUCAGUGACUUUCUUUACUGGUUAAUUGUUAACGUUGUAUUUCAUACUAAGGCAGUACUCAAAAUUUUCAUGGCAAUAAAAGGCUUUGAUUAAUA
Molecule: messenger RNA, 2791 nt
Organism: Xenopus tropicalis (tropical clawed frog)
Lineage: Eukaryota; Metazoa; Chordata; Amphibia; Anura; Pipidae
Gene: poldip3
Product: polymerase (DNA-directed), delta interacting protein 3
Exons: 9
Coding region: 93-1394 (433 amino acids)
Molecular function (GO): RNA binding; nucleic acid binding
Source: RefSeq, a predicted model, not a curated record